Molecule: messenger RNA, 687 nt
Organism: Penicillium cataractarum
Lineage: Eukaryota; Fungi; Ascomycota; Eurotiomycetes; Eurotiales; Aspergillaceae
Product: translation elongation factor 1 subunit beta
Exons: 4
Coding region: 1-687 (228 amino acids)
Biological process (GO): translational elongation
Cellular component (GO): eukaryotic translation elongation factor 1 complex; cytosol
Molecular function (GO): translation elongation factor activity; guanyl-nucleotide exchange factor activity
Source: RefSeq, a predicted model, not a curated record
AUGGGUUUCACCGACUUCGUCUCUGAUGCCGGCCUGACUCUGGCCAACAACUACCUGGCCACCCGCAGCUACAUCGUUGGCGAUGCCCCCAGCCAGGCCGAUGUUGUGACCUUCAAGGCCUUCAGCGCCGGCCCCGACGCUGCCAAGUUCCCCCACGUUGCCCGCUGGUACAAGCACAUCGCCUCUUACGAGAGCGAGUUCUCCACCCUCCCCGGUGACUCCUCCAAGGCCUUCACUGCCUACGGCCCCGAGUCCACCGAGCUCCCCUCCAACCCCAAGGACAAGCCCGAGGAGGACGAGGAGGAGGAGGACCUCUUCGGUUCCGACUCUGAGGAGGAGGAUGCCGAUGUCGUUGCUGAGCGCAACAAGCGUCUCGAGGAGUACAAGGCCAAGAAGGCCGCCAAGGGCCCCAAGCCCGCUGCUAAGUCUCUGGUGACCCUCGAGGUCAAGCCCUGGGACGAUGAGACCGACCUCAAGGUCAUGGAGGAGAACGUCCGUGCCAUCGAGAUGGACGGUCUCGUCUGGGGUGCCUCCAAGCUGGUCGCCGUCGGCUUCGGUAUCAAGAAGCUCCAGAUCAACCUGGUCGUCGAGGACGAGAAGGUCUCCACCGAUGCUCUCCAGGCUCAGAUCGAGGAGGAUGAGGACCACGUCCAGUCCACCGACAUUGCUGCCAUGCAGAAGCUGUAA